Nezara viridula (southern green stink bug) is the source of this 456-nucleotide messenger RNA. Lineage: Eukaryota; Metazoa; Arthropoda; Insecta; Hemiptera; Pentatomidae. The record is from the annotation of a GenBank genome assembly.
AUGUCAUUAGAAACUGAGUUAUGUCGUGAAAGAGAAAGGUUACGGGGUAUGACUGAUGAGGAGCGUAGAUGGAGGGCACAAUGGGUCAAAGAUCAAAUUUUAUCAGAUUGUGAACCCGUAGAAGUUUGUGAAUUACAAAGAGAACUAACAAAUCCUAUUAAGAGAUUUUACAGGGCACCUUUAAAUGCAGUUUAUAAAAUAUUGAAACCAGUAAUAGGAGCAAAUGCUGCUAUGUGGACAAGGUAUUGUACUAGCAAAUUUUUAAUGGGUCUGGCUUUGAUAUAUGGAGGAACAUACUAUUUCAAGUAUAACGCUAAUGAUUGGACCAGAAAAGGUGGGUGGCGUGUUGUACCCAACCGUCCUGGAGUCUACCCAGGAGAUCCUGAGUUUCCUUAUUGUCCUAAACGAAGUCCAAAUGAAUAUGCCAAUCGAGGAUUUGAUCAGUCACCAAUUUGA